AUGGGUUAAAGUUCGGCAAUCUAAAGAAAACGUUAGUAUNGUUUGACAUGAUUUAGAUUAAAUAUAAAUUUUGAAAGAAUUAAACUAGAAAUAUCACUCUAGUGUUUCAUAAUUGCUCAGUUAGAUCAAAAAUUUAGAGUAAGAAAAUCAAUCCUUUUAAGAUUAACUUCUAAAAUCAAGAUUGGGUUUCUAAGACCAAAUUAAAUAACAAUAAUAAAUAAAAAUAGAUAUGGAAAAUGCAAAAAUCAAAAUAUUAAAUAAGGAUCAGAUGAUUGAAUCUUUAAAUUAGCAAUUAUCAUCCUUUCGUCAAGAGAUAAGCAAAACCAGAGUUGCUAUAAGUCCCAAUAGAGUCAUAGAGUAACCAGUAAAUCACUACCAUCCUUCAGUCUCAUAUAUUAAUUAUAGAAUAGCUCAAUAAAGAUCACAUUCUAAUAAUUUAAAGAAUUUUUGA
Paramecium octaurelia is the source of this 451-nucleotide messenger RNA. Lineage: Eukaryota; Ciliophora; Oligohymenophorea; Peniculida; Parameciidae. The record is from the annotation of a GenBank genome assembly.